Messenger RNA from Racocetra persica, 214 nucleotides. Lineage: Eukaryota; Fungi; Glomeromycota; Glomeromycetes; Diversisporales; Gigasporaceae. The record is from the annotation of a GenBank genome assembly.
AUGCCGUUAGAUCUUCAGAAACAAUUAAAAAAUCAUUUUUUAAUUGGUUUUGUUCUAUUUGAAGCAAGUUUUAAUGAUUUUAUUAAACCUGUGCUUCAAAAAAUCAAAAGAUUAGAAAAUGGUCUUGUUAUUGAAACUUUAAUUAAAGAUGCAUGGGUUGUAGGUAGAGUCGGAUAUAUCACUGCUGAUCUGCCACAAGGAAAUAACCUGGCAG